This is a messenger RNA of Ailuropoda melanoleuca (giant panda), 715 nucleotides long. RefSeq names its product iron-sulfur cluster assembly 2 (gene ISCA2). Gene Ontology annotation, molecular function: iron ion binding; 4 iron, 4 sulfur cluster binding; 2 iron, 2 sulfur cluster binding. Gene Ontology annotation, cellular component: mitochondrion. The record is from RefSeq and is a predicted model, not a curated record. Lineage: Eukaryota; Metazoa; Chordata; Mammalia; Carnivora; Ursidae. The transcript has 4 exons. Bases 171 to 569 code for a protein of 132 amino acids. Gene Ontology annotation, biological process: iron-sulfur cluster assembly.
UGCGCCCUCGCUUCCGCAAAUGGGAGCAUUUCUAGCCAAUCAAAUCCCUUCUCGUCUAGCACCACCCAAUAGGUGUGCUCGGAGGCGGUGGUCUCUGUGGGUCCCGCCUCCGAAGGGCCAGGUGGAGAAAGGGAUUGGGGCGGUGCGAGGGGCGGAGUUUGUAGAGGAAGAUGGCGGCCGUGUGCGGGUUAUCUCUAACGGCCGCGGCGCUGAGGGCUGUCGCUCCCUGGGCAAGGUGCAGCAGGCUCCUCGCGUCCUCUCGCGGACCUCAGGCUCGUCGGGUCGCGUCGUCCUCUAGCCUCGAGGCCGGCGACGGGCAAAUCCACCUCACCGCCAGCUGCGUCCAGAGACUUCUGGAAAUCACCGAAGGGUCAGAAUUCCUCAGGCUGGAGGUGGAGGGAGGUGGAUGCUCCGGAUUCCAAUACAAAUUUUCACUGGAUACGGUUAUCAACCCCGACGACAGGCAAGAAGGAAGGGGAAUCUCCAUGGAAAGCGUUUUCUACACACAGCGGGAGACCUUCCUUUGGCACGCUCUCACCACUUGGCCUGGCUCCAGGACGUCCCACUAGGGGGCAGCAGUGGAUUUUCUGGCUACCCUAAGUUCCGUCCUGUAUUCCUAAGUGAGCAGUGGGGCUGGUCUGACCUUUCCACCUAGAGCCAUCAGGGCCCUCCUGCUCCCUGGGCAUUGCCACUCAGAUCGACACUUACCCACACA